GUGCUCAGUCGUGGUAGUGGAUUUCUAAAAAUGAGUAACGACCAAUAUAAGCCAGUUCUAGCGCGGAAAAAUCGUACGGAAUUGUUUACUACAGAAGAGUGUAAAGAGAUAUUGGCCCAUUUAUUAACCGAUAAGAACGAAAAGGGGCACCUACUAAGCUUUGAUAUAGUGCCAGCCACAGAACAUGUGGGUUUUCUGGGUGAAUACUAUCACUUGUACCUUCGGUAUCAGUUGGAGGGUCAAAAGGACGAACAAACAUCUCGAUUGUUUGUCAAGUCGGUGAUCUUCCAAAAUGCUGAUAUGGAAUUCUACAUGGAGAAAAUAGGCCUUAUCAAGAAGGAGAGUAAGCUGUAUGAAGUGCUGAACGAGCUAAAGAAGUUUUCUCCCCAUGUUUGGUGUGCCAAGAGCUAUUUCACUCGCAAGGAUCUGUUUGUGAUGCAAAAUGUGGAGGACAUGGGCUACGUGGCGCUACCUUCGGGAACUCGCUUUCUUAGUGAGAAUCAGAUGGGACCCAUUUUAAAAUCACUGGCUACGUUGCACGCCAGUAGUAUUGCCUACGAAAAACAGAAGGGGAAAACCAUUGGAGUGGAGUUGAGAGAGUGGCUAAAAGAAGUCUCUGUUAGCCCGGAUGUUGAGUGGUAUACUACGGGUUUACGAGCUAUCCUGGCAGUGGCUGCCACCCAUCCGUGUGUGCAAGAUGAUGUCGAGGGCCAAGAGUUUAUAGCAGCCCAGUUGCCGAGACAUCUGGACAGGGUUUACUACAUGGUUAAUCCUUCACCAGUUCAUAGGAACGUCUUUGUGCACCGAGAUGCCUGGGGUGCGAAUGUCUUUUACCACCGUGAGCAGCCACAGGAGAAACGAUCUGUUCUGGUGGACUUUCAACUGUGUCGUUAUUCCCCACCUGCCAUGGACUUCCAUCUGGUCAGCUAUCUAAAUUUGGAACCUUCAAAAAGAAAACAGAUCAUUGGGAGUCUGAUUGAAACCUAUUACAACGCCUUGGUUGAGGAACUUCAAGAAAUGGGUGUUGAUCCCAAUCAGGAACAACUAAGCAAACAGGAAUUCGAGCAAUCCCUGAGGGACUUUGAAUUGUUCGGAGUGACCUACAAUUGCAUAGCGGCAACCAUUCUCCAUUUACCUGAUAAUUAUCUGAAGAAGCUGAAGGCUGAACGUCCGGCGGAUUUCCAUCGCUUUUGCAAUGUGGACCGCACGGAAGACGUUCUCCGUCUGAUGAAAGAUCACCCUGAGUUCGCUGAUUAUAUGUACGAGUGUGUGGGGGAUCUGCUGGCCCUAACAUAUCAUAAACGAAACUGAUUAAAGGAACUUGUAGCUCACUA
Drosophila biarmipes is the source of this 1334-nucleotide messenger RNA. RefSeq lists its product as uncharacterized. The transcript has 3 exons. The record is from RefSeq and is a predicted model, not a curated record. The coding region runs from base 31 to 1311 and encodes 426 amino acids. NCBI's taxonomy places the organism in Eukaryota, Metazoa, Arthropoda, Insecta, Diptera, Drosophilidae.